GUCUGAACUUGAUGAUCAGCCAGGGUUUCAAAGAAGCACUGGAAAUGGAUUUGAGAGACGUGUUUCGGGAGAAAGGAGAAACUGAGUGUUAUGAAUGGCACCAGGAAGUACUGGGAUUUCAUGAAAACACACGACAGUGUCUCAGUCCUGAUCUUCAAUUCUACACAGGAGUCCUUUAUCCUGGUCAAGCAGUUCCGCCCAGCUGUCUACAUGAGUGAGUGUGCAAGGCAAGGGUUGGUACCACCCGAUGAGACAACUGAAGAUGAUUCUUCUCACUCAGUCAAACUCCUGCCUGCGUCUGUUGGCGUGACCUACGAGCUUUGUGCUGGAAUUGUCGAUAAGCCAGGGCUUUCUCUGCAGCAAAUAGCCAAGGAAGAGGUUUUGGAGGAAUGCGGCUACAAUGUGCCAGUGGAAAAGUUGCAGAAGAUUACCUCAUACAGGUCCGGUGUUGGGGUGACAGGAUCCAAGCACACCAUGUUUUACGUGGAGGUAUCAGAUGAUCUACACGUAGGAUCGGGUGGAGGGCAGGCCGAGGAGGGAGAGCUGAUCGAAGUGGUUCACGUGCCCCUGAAAGACUGGCAAACAUUUAUAUUUGACGAGUGCAUCCCCAAAACAGUGGGUGUGAGUUUUGCUUUCAUGUGGUUUCACAACAGCAUUGCACCUCAACUGCAGGGCUCCAAGUGCCUGGCGUCAUCCUCUCGAUGAGGAACCAGUCCCUCGCGAUGAGCUUUGACACUACAGUUGAGUCAGUGUAAACUAGGGCAGAAUCAGUGCCAGAAGCUCUGUCAAACACAAACAGUUUCAGGGCUGAUCUCAAAUUUAAACACAAAGAUCCACCUUCAGGCAUUUUUAUAGUUGUUCAUCUUCACUUCUGAUUGACUUUUUCUGAGGAAAACGGGAACAGCAGUUGACCGUUCAGCCCAUCAAGCUUGACCCACCAUUCAACAUGAUCAUGGCUGGUCAAACACUUUAAUGUCUUUGACUCUACCUUAUACACACUCAAAACCUCAGCAGCCACGGCCCUGUGUGGGAGAGAAUCCCUAAGGUUCAUGACCCCGUCAAAAACUAUUUUCCUCACCUUGGGGCUAAGUUCACAUUCCCCCUUACUUUUAAAUUGUGCCCCUGGUUCUAGACUCCCCAACCACUUGCAUCUAAUCUGUCUAUCCCUUUCAGUGUUUUGUGAAUUUCAAUAAAAGUACCUGUCAUUGUUUGAAACUCUCGAGUAUAAGAUACAGUUUGUCCAAUCUCUCUCUCCAAAGGGCAGUCCUGCUCUCCCAGGAACAGGACUGGCUGGUGAACCUGUAUUGUACUUCCCCCAAUGGCAAUAUUCUCUUUCUUGAGAUAAGGAGACCAAAACUGCACACAAUGGUGCAGGGGUGGUCUAACCAAGCUCCUGUACAAUCCCAUGAGUUCUUUAUGACAUCUUGGGAAGGCACGGUGGCUCAGUGGUUAGCACUGCUGCCUCCCAACACCAGGGUCCCAGGUUCGAUUCCGCCCUCGGGUGA
This is a messenger RNA of Chiloscyllium plagiosum (whitespotted bambooshark), 1505 nucleotides long. The record is from RefSeq and is a predicted model, not a curated record. Lineage: Eukaryota; Metazoa; Chordata; Chondrichthyes; Orectolobiformes; Hemiscylliidae.